Molecule: messenger RNA, 3514 nt
Organism: Epinephelus moara (kelp grouper)
Lineage: Eukaryota; Metazoa; Chordata; Actinopteri; Perciformes; Serranidae
Gene: parvb
Product: parvin, beta
Exons: 13
Coding region: 180-1277 (365 amino acids)
Biological process (GO): actin cytoskeleton organization; substrate adhesion-dependent cell spreading; establishment or maintenance of cell polarity
Cellular component (GO): focal adhesion; lamellipodium; actin cytoskeleton
Molecular function (GO): actin binding
Source: RefSeq, a predicted model, not a curated record
UGAGUCAUUGCUCUGUUGAUGCUGGACCGGCGCUUCUUCCUUCAGUCUGCCGUCUGCCUGUGAAUUCAGUCUGUUCUCUGUGAUUGGAUCUCACACCGGUGCCGUGAAUGCAGCGCGAGGAGGAGGAGUGACAUUAUUAACAGACACAAGAGAGGCAAAGAAACACAACACACAGAGAGAUGUCUGGGACCGCGAACACAUCUGCGACCCUGCAGCCCGCAAAGAUGAAAAAGGACGAAUCUUUCCUCGGGAAAUUAGGAGGAACCUUGGUGCGGAAGAAAAAGUCUAAAGAAGUGAGUGAUCUUCAGGAGGAGGGGAAGAAUGCCAUCAACGCUCCCAUGCUUCCUACAGGGACAGACAUCCACCCAGAGGACACACUGCUGGAGGAAAAUGCUGAGAGGAUCAUGUUGGACCCGACUUCACGGGAAAAUCUUAAAUUUAAAGAUCUUCUGAAGGUCCUGAUUGACUGGAUCAACAGUGAGUUGGAGGAAGACAGGAUCAUAGUCAAAGACCUGGAGGAGGACUGUUACGAUGGACAAGUGCUCCAGAAGUUAUUUGAGAAGCUGUCAGGCAGGAAGCUGAACGUGGCCGAGGUGACUCAGUCAGAGAUCGGCCAAAAGCAAAAGCUUCAGACAGUUUUGGAGGCCGUCAACGAACUGCUGAGGCCUCACGGCUGGACCAUCGAGUGGAGUGUGGACUCUAUUCAUUCAAAGAACCUGGUGGCCAUCGUCUACCUGCUGGUGGCUCUCGCGAUGCACUUCCAGGCCCCCAUCAGGCUGCCUGAACAUGUUUCUGUGCAGGUGGUGGUCGUCAAGAAACGAGAGGGAAUCCUGCAGACUGCUCUUGUGACCAAGGAGCUGACGAGCACCACAGAAAUGAUGAUGGGACGGUUCGAGAGGGACGCGUUUGACACUUUAUUGGAUCACGCACCUGACAAGCUCAACGUGGUGAAAACGUCUCUCAUCACCUUCGUGAACAAACACCUGAACAAGCUGAACCUGGAAGUUACUGAGCUUGAAUCUCAGUUUGCUGAUGGUGUGUACCUGAUACUACUGAUGGGGCUGCUAGAAGACUACUUUGUUCCUCUGUACAACUUCUUCCUCACCCCUGAGAGCUUCGAGCAGAAGGUCCAUAAUGUGGCAUUUGCCUUUGAGCUGAUGCAGGACGGAGGCCUGAAGAAACCGAAAGCCAGACCAGAAGAUGUUGUCAAUCUGAACCUCAAGUCCACCCUCAGAGUCCUCUACAACCUCUUCACCAACUACAAAAACUCUGAGUGAACUUUUCCAGUUUUACCCCCUGAUAUUACUAUUGAACACUGCCCCUGUGCCUGCGCUGAUAUUAUGCAUUACACACUGGACACUGGAGGAGACCAACUGGGACUGAAAGACAUCAUUAUGAGGGAUUUAAAAAGACCCAUGGGGAGAGGCCUGAAAAAAGGCUCUGAAUAUUAGUAUUUAAUCUUCCCCAAAUGUCAGUAUUUAUUUAUUCUUUUCUUGAAUGUUAAAUGUAACCCAGGAAACUCUGUGACCUUUAGCCUGCAUUUGAAUACACAGCCGUCACAGAAAAAUGAAUGAGAGCAGAAUGUUAAAACUGGAAAGCAUUUGUGUGUUUAACUCCCCACUGCAGAAUAUUUAAGAAAGUCUAAAAUGCUGUUAUAUAUUAUAGUAUCUAAAACUGAUUUGUGUAAAUAUUUAAAGAAUAGUUUUAGGAAAUACACAUAUUCGCUUUCUUGCCAAGAAUUCGAUGAGAAGAUUAAUACCACAGUCAUGGUUAUAUAUGCUAAAUAUUAAGCUACAACAUUGGUACCAGCAGCCAAUUAGCUUAGCUUAGCAUUAAGACUUCAAAUGGGGAAAGUGCUAGUUUGGCUAAUAGACUGGGUGACAUCACACAUUGGUUUGUGGACUCCUGUUUUGAAGCCAUUAACUUGGCAUUUUGGCCGUUGCCAUCUGGAUUUCUUUGAAGCCAGAAGUGACUAUGUUUACUUUAAACUGUAAUAAAAUGUAAAUGGACGAGUUAUAUAAAAAAUUAACCCGCUGUACAGUUGUAAUGAAGAGAGAAAUUAGCUAUAGAGACCAAAACUUUUUUUUUUUGUACCAGGCUGUAAACAUGUUUCUCCUGUUAAGUUAGGCAUUUUAAUAUGGGUGUCUAUGGAGACUGACUGCCUGCCUAAAGAGGUGAUUCAAAAAGCUGUGGCUUUCGGCGCUUUUAUGUUGCCUUCAUUUUUCAGCCCCAGAGGUAGCCGCUUGGUCUGGCCCUGAAGAUAACAAAAUCGGCCUACCAACACCUGCAAGGCUCAAACAUAACAUUAUGCGUUAGUCCAUUUAAGAGAAAAGUACAUAAACAAACAAAUUGCUUAUCAGAUAGAAAGAUUGUGGUACAUUUAUGCCCCCAAAAUGCCAUUUUAUGCAAUUGAAUCUACUGCUUAAAAAAUGUAGAUCACAGUACAGUGCACAUUUUGCCUUUGGAUUAUAGGCUAAUCACAUAGUGACAGAAGGAACCAACGAAAUGUGUUAUUUUAGCUUUCUUGGUCAUUUUAACGAUAUUGUGUAGAAAAGAAAACUUAUUUAGAUUAUUGGCUGCCCCUGUAGAAAGUGUAGCUUAAUAAACACAAAGUUUUCUAGAGUCAAAAGCUGAUGCUCUGUUAUGCUAGUACCGUUAGCAAGAGUUUAGCUUGUUAUGGGGGAAACAAAUGGUAAACAGCAUUCUUUUACUUACAAAUAACAGUGAAGGAAAAAACAAUGACGUUAGCCUAAAUGUAGUUUUAGUUUUAGCUAAAGCUAGCCAUGGCUAUAUCACCAGCUAUCUUUGAAAUGAUGUAACGUUAGCUCUCUUUCUUCUUUAGCUGGCUGUCUUGUGACAUUUGCUCCCUUCAAAUGGUGUUGUGUUUACCGGGUUAAUGUUGUGUUGACAUGAACACCCCCCUUCUCGUGGUAUUCACAUAGUCCAUCUAGAGUCAAAAGCUGAGAUGGCAGUUAAUACUACUCUGUUAUGCUAGUACCGUUAGCAAGAGUUCAGCUUGCUCCAUCAUGACUGGACUGGAUUUCGGUCAUUAAGUUAUGUGGAAAACAAACAGUAAAUAGCUUUUCCUUUACUUACAAAUAACAACGAAGGAAGAAACAAUAAGUAACGUCAUAGCUAAGGUGAGCCCUGGCUAUAUUACCAGCUAGCUUUGAAGUGAUUUACAUUAGCUCUCUUUCUUCGUUUAGUUGGUUGUCUUAUGAACAUUUUCUUCCUUUCAAAUGAAGUCGUGUGUACUUUGUUCACAUUAAGUGUCCACUGCUGUAUUCACAUGGUCUGUCUAGAGUCAAAAGAUGAGAUAGCAGUUAAUGCUACUCUGCUAUGCUAGUACCUUUAGCUUUGAAAUGAAAUAACGUUAGCCCUCUUUCCUCUCUGUUUAGUUGGCUAUCUUGUGACAUUUUCUCCCUGUAAAUGGGGUAGUGUUUACUGUGUUCUAAGUGAAUGCUUCCCUCUUAGGAUAGUCACAACUUUGUAAAUGGAAAUUUUCUGAUAGCUC